UCGCGUCACUUGCACGCCAAUUUCGUUGCAAUUUUUGCAAUAUUUUGCAUUGUUAUUAGUUUUUCAGAGAAUAUGACUUAUAAUUAUAUUCCUCUGGAAGAAUCCGAUACAAAUUCAACGCAACUGUCUUCAAACAGAUCAUCAAGAUUUAUAGGAUGGUGGGGUAUUGGUGUAGUUCGUUUUGAGAAUAAAUAUUGUAGAACUGCUGAUGGACUCGAUGGUACCUGCUAUACACGACGACAAUGUCGUGAAAUUGACGGCACGUAUUCAGGAUUAUGUGCUGGGACCAUUGGAAGAUGUUGUACAAUUCAACGUGGAUGUGGAAGUUCUUCUAGUGAUAACAACACGUAUUUCGUAAAUAGAAAUUAUCCGUUACCUGUGACAGGGUCUUCAACUUGUACCUAUGUCAUUAAAAAAUGUCACCCAGAAAUUUGCCAAGUACGAAUUGAUUUUCUAAGCUUCAACAUAGCUUAUCCCAAUGGCAUCGGACAAUGUAUCUAUGACAGCAUGAAAAUAACCGGUGCGGGACACGUUGUCAGACCGAUUUGUGGCGAUAACAGCGGUCAGCAUAUGUAUUUAAGCUUCUUGGAUGACAAUGAUAUUACGAUCACAAUCGGAACGACUGGGACGAAUGACUUGGCACGUUCUUGGUACUUGAAAGUUGCUCAAAUUGGAUGUGAUUCUCCAAGCAGAGCACCUGAUGGAUGUUUACAAUAUUAUGCUGACCUAACUGGCACUGUGACAAGUUUCAACUACGGUCGUACACGUAGUGGCAGUAAUAUUGCACCAGACCAGCCAGGAACACGCGAAAUUGCGAAUCAAGAAUACGGAAUAUGCGUCCGCGCCGCUCCUGGUUAUUGUUCAAUUCGGUGGACAGAAACAAGCGCCGGUUCUUUCGCAGUAAGCGGAAACUCUGCUUUAAUGGAGGCGUUAACGGAUUGUACUGCGGAUUAUGUUUUGAUUCCGAAUGGGAUCAAUGAGGACGGCGAGAUGAUUGAUAGAUAUUGUGGGAGUACAUUCGGGACAGUCACAAGUAGCAGUAAGCCAUUUGUUUUAUAUUAUAGAACAGACAGCACAGAAGUACUCGGCGAGACAGGCAAUUUGGGCUUCUCGCUAGAUUACACACAAGUCCGCUGUAAUCCAUUAUCAGUAUAUUAAUUUAUACAACUCGUCAUUAAGUAAACAGGUAUAAUAGGUAUAAUAUAUGCACAAGAAAGUAUUUUGUAUUUUAAAUUAAAGAAUAUUGCCUAUAUUAUAA
Molecule: messenger RNA, 1258 nt
Organism: Dalotia coriaria
Lineage: Eukaryota; Metazoa; Arthropoda; Insecta; Coleoptera; Staphylinidae
Exons: 6
Coding region: 73-1158 (361 amino acids)
Source: RefSeq, a predicted model, not a curated record